AUGAGGGAAUAUGAAGAAUUCAAGGUUCAGAUAAAUGGGUCAGUUUUCAUGGCACAGAAGGUUCCCAAAGAGGGUUGGACUAUGCAAGAUGAAACACCAUGGCCAGGAAUCAAUAUAUUGGAUCAUCCAACUAAGAUAUUUCUUGGACAAAGUUGUGUUCGUGAUACUGAAGGAAAUGAAUUGACAUAUUUGGUUUAUGUUUCUCGAAAGUGGAUUAUUGUUAUUGAUACUUAUUUGUUAUCUGUCAGUGAGCCCGUUCUUCAGCUCACAUACAAGAUAUUUGGAUCAUCUCCACCCAUGCAACCCUUCGACCCAGCAAAAAUGCUUACGGACUCAGGGAAGCUUCAAACACUUGAUAUUUUAUUGAAGCGCUUGCGACCUGAAAACCAUCGUGUGCUCCUGUUUGCCCAAAUGACUAAGAUGUUGAAUAUUCUAGCAGACUACAUGAAUUAUAGGAAAUACAAGUAUCUUCGACUUGAUGGAUCUUCAACUAUCAUGGAUCGACGUGACAUGGUAGGCAUUUCUUUUGACAUAAUUUGGAGUGACAUUUUUGUAUUUUUGCUAAGUACCAGAGCUGGUGGACUCGGAAUUAACCUGACAGCUGCUGAUACUGUCAUAUUCUAUGAAAGUGAUUGUAAUCCAACCUUGGAUCUACAGGCAAUGGAUAGAGCUCAUCGGCUUGGUCAGAGCAAGGAGGUGGCCAUGUUCAAGGCGACCUCUUGGCAUGAAAAAAUUUUGCUUUCUAUGGCAAAAGCCUCAGGUAGACCUGUUGCAAUCGAUAAACGAACACUGGCUGGAUCAAUGGGGAAUUUUCCUCGUGUCUUGGUGGAGGUGGAGUUGGGGGGCAACAGGGUGGAGGAGAUACAAGUAGAGAGGAGACAGCCAGGGAAGGAGACGCUUUUCUGGUUCACACAGAGAAUUAAUUAUGAAGACGACAUCGGCCGUUGCAAUUUCUGCAAAAAGUUGGGUCACUUAGCAAUGGAGUGCAGGGUGAAGAAGGCAGAUGAUAGAAGAGAAGAAGCCAUGAGGGAAGAAGGGCGGCUGGCCGACGACCAUGGCAGGCUGGAGGAGACGGUGGUGGAAAAACUCGGCAACCCCAGCAACGCUGGAAGUCCUCGUUUGGAAGGAAAUCCUGUCCCUCCCUCUUUUGUGGGAACUUCUUCUAAUAGAACCAAUCAAAAUAGAAGGGCAGAUCUGGUUGACUCUUUGAAUAGAACCCCGACCUACGUGGACCAAGGUAAUUUGGAAGUUGUACUUCCCAUUACUAACGUUCAGAAUAGGGAUACUCAGAAUCUAUUUAUGGUAAAUAACCCACUUGGGGAAAGUGGGUAUGGAUCUGGCACGGUGAAUUUGGAAUAUGGGUCGGAUGGAUCUCAAGAAUCCAGUGAAGAAGAAACUCAGCUUGGCGAUGAGGGUGAUGCCUUGGGAACGCAGGGUGCUGGGCAGAGGUUCCAGAUGAACCUUACGACCGCGGAAGACUAA
Messenger RNA from Macadamia integrifolia, 1482 nucleotides. Its product is annotated as chromatin-remodeling ATPase INO80-like. Gene Ontology annotation, molecular function: histone binding; cellulose synthase (UDP-forming) activity; ATP hydrolysis activity. NCBI's taxonomy places the organism in Eukaryota, Viridiplantae, Streptophyta, Magnoliopsida, Proteales, Proteaceae. Gene Ontology annotation, biological process: cellulose biosynthetic process; DNA repair. Gene Ontology annotation, cellular component: Ino80 complex; membrane. The record is from RefSeq and is a predicted model, not a curated record. The transcript is spliced from 7 exons. Bases 1 to 1482 code for a protein of 493 amino acids.